Molecule: messenger RNA, 962 nt
Organism: Trichomycterus rosablanca
Lineage: Eukaryota; Metazoa; Chordata; Actinopteri; Siluriformes; Trichomycteridae
Gene: cryba1l1
Product: crystallin, beta A1, like 1
Exons: 5
Coding region: 1-627 (208 amino acids)
Biological process (GO): visual perception; lens development in camera-type eye
Molecular function (GO): structural constituent of eye lens
Source: RefSeq, a predicted model, not a curated record
AUGUACCGAUUCAGCCGAUCCUCAAUGAUGAACCCAAUGGUGAACUCUGGUAUGGGCAUGACUCCCUUCUUCAAGGUGACCGUGUUUGAGCAGGAGCAUUUCCAGGGUAAAUGUCAGGAGUUCACCUCAGAGUGCUGCAACAUCCAGCAGUGCGGCUUCGACAAUAUCCGCUCCAUCCGUGUCGAGAGUGGCGUAUGGGUGGGUUAUGAGCAUCAUGAUUUCCAGGGGCAGCAGUUUAUCCUGGAGCGAGGAGAGUACCCACACUGGGACUCCUACUGUGGAAACCUGGCCUACCACAUCGAGAGGUUCAUGUCUUUCAGGCCCAUAUACUGUGCUGCUCACCAAAGCAGUCGUAUGAUGAUCUUUGAAAAGGAGAACUUUCUGGGUCGCAGUGCUGAGCUGUGUGAUGACUACCCAUCUCUGCAGGCUAUGGGCUGGUGUGGCAUGGAAGUGGGUUCCAUGCAUGUGCAGUGUGGCGCUUUUGUGUGUUACGAAUUCCCAGGCUACCGGGGCAGGCAGUACAUCAUGGAGUGCGAGAGGCACAAUGGAGACUACCAGCACUGGAAGAACUGGGGCUCUCACAGUCAGACUCCUCAGAUCCAGUCCAUCCGUAGGAUCCGGCAUUAACAGUGCAAAGUCUACAUGACCGACAUCACCGACCACCACACCUUAUACACUCUCGGUUUUAUCUCAUCAGUGUUUUUUAAUGGCAGCAGCACAACCUCAUGCACAUUGCUAUACACACCACUACACACAACCACACCCUGUACAGCCAUACUGUUCUGCGCUGAAGUGUCAAUCACAGUUUAAUGUCAGGUGCUAAACUACAUCUCCUGAGGUGGAGCACUCAACAGUGCUUAUCGAAGAUAGGUCACUGGUUAAGAGUAGCUCAAAUGUGAUGUGUAACAGGAGAAUAAAGUAUAAUGAACAACACCUACAUAAUAAAGGCAUGUUACCUCAAA